GUUCCCCACGCUGAGGACAAGGUUCCUCACGCUGAGGACAAGGUUCCUCAUGCUGAGGACAAGGUUCUUCGCGCUGAGGACAAGGUUCCUCACACUGAGGACAAGGUUCCUCACGCUGAGGACAAGGUUCCUCACGCUGAGGACAAGGUUCCUCACGCUGAGGACAAGGGUCCUCACGCUGAGGACAAGGUUCCCAACGCUGAGGACAAGGUUCCUCACGCUGAGGACAAGGGUCCCACGCUGAGGACAAGGUUCCCAACGCUGAAGACAAGGUCCCUCACACUGAGGACAAGUUUCCCCACGCUGAGGACAAGGUUCCUCACACUGAGGACAAGCUUCCUCAAGCUGAGGAGAAGGUUCAUCAUGCUGAGGACAAGGUUCCUCACGCUGAGGACAAGGUUCUUCAUGCUGAGGACAAGGGUCCCACGCUGAGGACAAGGUUCCCAACGCUGAAGACAAGGUCCCUCACACUGAGGACAAGUUUCCCCACGCUGAGGACAAGGUCCCUCACGCUGAGGACAAGUUUCCCCACGCUGAGGACAAGGUUCCUCACGCUGAGAACAAGGUUCCUCACAUUGAGGACAAGCUUCCUCAAGCUGAGGACAAGGUUCAUCACGCUGAGGACAAGGUUCGUCACGAGGAGGACAAGGUUCCUCACGCUGAGGACAAGGUUCCUCACACUGAGGACAAGCUUCCUGAAGCUGAGGACAAGGUUCCUCACGCUGAGGACAAGGUUCGUCACGCGGAGGACAAGGUUCCUCACGCUAAGGACAAGGUUCGUCACGAGGAGGACAAGGUUUCUCACGCUGAGGACAAGGUUCCUCACACUGAGGACAAGCUUUCUCAAGCUGAGGACAAGGUUCAUCACGCUGAGGACAAGGUCCCUCACGCUGAGGACAAGGUUCCUCACGCUGAGGACAAGGUUUCUCAUGCCGAGGACAAGGUUCCUCACGCUGAGGACAAGGUUCCUCACACUGAGGACAAGGCUCCUCACGCUGAGGACAAGGUUCCUCAUGCUGAGGACAAG
Molecule: messenger RNA, 1027 nt
Organism: Paramuricea clavata
Lineage: Eukaryota; Metazoa; Cnidaria; Anthozoa; Malacalcyonacea; Plexauridae
Source: the annotation of a GenBank genome assembly